Messenger RNA from Ostrea edulis (European flat oyster), 686 nucleotides. Its product is annotated as cerebellin-3-like. NCBI's taxonomy places the organism in Eukaryota, Metazoa, Mollusca, Bivalvia, Ostreida, Ostreidae. The record is from RefSeq and is a predicted model, not a curated record. The transcript is spliced from 3 exons. Gene Ontology annotation, molecular function: protein binding. Bases 85 to 654 code for a protein of 189 amino acids.
AGGCUUGUCAAGGACCCACCAAAGGACAAUUAAACUCAGUCUUUAUUGAAUUUACCGAAGUUACUGAGGACAUUAUCUCAAACAAUGUUUUGGAAUCCGUUUUUGAGAAUAUCCCUGUUGGUACUCCUGGUACCUUUGAUAUUGUGUGAGAAAGUAUCACCGAAACCCGGACUGAAAGGAUUCAGAGAGGAUUACAAAAGUAUUACGGAAACUUGUCAGGCUGUUGGAUUUAUCAAGAAGUGUCAAAGUCAAAGUAUUACCGGUAAAUCUAUGGUUGCCUUUGAUGUUCGAUUGAAAAAUCAUAAGAGGGGUCUUGGCACAGGUUCAAAGGUCGUGUUUGAGGCCGUGGACCUGAAUGAAGGGCUGGGAUACGACGCUUCCUCGGGAGUCUUCACGGCCCCUCACAGCGGACUUUACGUAUUUGACUGGACAACUCUGGCUUGGCAAGGGAAAACUGCUUACACUUCCCUCGCUGUAAAUGGCUCCCUUAAGUCAUGGAAUCACUGUCAUGACGUUAUAUCCAAAACAUGGCUUGCUUGCAGCAAGAUGACAGUAGUAAAGCUGAAACAAGGAGACAAAGUUUGGAUUGGAGUUUUCGGUGGAACUGCAGACAUGUAUAAGAAAUACACAUCGUUUUCCGGUUAUAGUCUGUAAAUGUUUCUGUAUUAAAGAAAUCAUUGACUGAA